Messenger RNA from Strongyloides ratti, 14796 nucleotides. RefSeq names its product FERM domain and Band 4.1, C-terminal domain and Pleckstrin homology-like domain and FERM/acyl-CoA-binding protein, 3-helical bundle domain and FERM, N-terminal domain and FERM, C-terminal PH-like domain and FERM central domain and Band 4.1 domain and Band 4.1 family-containing protein. Lineage: Eukaryota; Metazoa; Nematoda; Chromadorea; Rhabditida; Strongyloididae. Gene Ontology annotation, cellular component: plasma membrane; cytoskeleton. The coding region runs from base 1 to 14796 and encodes 4931 amino acids. The transcript is spliced from 10 exons. The record is from RefSeq and is a predicted model, not a curated record. Gene Ontology annotation, molecular function: actin binding; structural molecule activity.
AUGACUAAUGAUGGUGAAGAACGUGUUAUAGAGGAUGAUCCAACUGUACAAGUUGGAAUCUCCCAUAAAGAUUUAUCUCCUGCUAUAGUAUAUCUUCUUGAUGGAAAAAAAAAUACAUUUUACAUUCAUAAAAAUUCUGAAGGAGAAGUUCUUUUAAAUAUGGUUGGAAAAUAUUUACAAUUACAAGAAAGAGACUACUUUGGACUGACAUAUUAUGAUGAACAUGGCAAUAAAAAUUGGGUUUAUAAUGAUCGUCGUAUCAUUAAAAAACUUAAAAAUAUGCCUUGGGAAUUCUAUUUCGAGGUUAAAUUUUAUCCACAAGAACCAUCACAAUUGGCUGAUGAUUUUACUAGAUACCUAUUAUGCCUCCAAAUUCGACAAGAUAUUUAUAUAAAAAGGUUACCUGUAACUUUUGCUACUCAAGCACUUCUUGCUUCCUAUGUAGUUCAAGAAUUGAGGGGAGACUAUAAUGAACAUCCACCUCUUUUAGAUUAUUCUACUUUUUUAGCUGAAGCUAAAACUUGUGAUUUCAUUACAUCUGAAUUUGUUGAUAAAGUUAGAGAACUUCAUAAACAACAUAAAGGAUUAACACCUGGUGAAGCAGAGUCUGCCUACUUAGAAGUUGCUAAAAAACUUAAUAUGUAUGGUAUUUUUACAUUCCCUGCUAAAGAUAAUAAUGAUGCCGUUGUUAUUGGUAUUUCUGCACCAGGAAUUAGUGUUUUUAAUGAUCAAGUUAGAGUUCAUAGAUUUUUAUGGAAUCAUAUUGUUAAAUUUGCAUAUAGAAAAAAUGUUUUUUCAGUGAAAUUAAAACCAGAUAAGGCUAUAAAUGGUAAGAAGACAUUUUUCUAUAAAAUGGAAAAUAAUGGUAGUGCUAAAAGAACAUGGAGGUGUGGAGUAGAACAUCAUACAUUCUUUAGAUUAAUUCAACCAGAAGAUGAUUUAAAAAGUGGUGUUAUUUGUGCUCCAAGAGGUAAUCGAAUCUUUCAUUAUCAUGGUAGAACACAAUAUCAAACUAAAUUACAUGCUACAAUGUUUGAUCAUGUAUCUACUGAUAUCGACCGAUCUGAUAAUAUUAGAGUUGGUAAAACUGAAGUUUGCUAUAUCAGACCAGUUGAAAUUAUAGAUGAAAAAAAUAAAGAUGAAAGUAAAAUUGAGCAUCCUGUUUCUGAAAUAAAUGUGUGUAAUGAGAAUUUUUUAACACCCGUAAAAGAAUCAAGCAAUAAUAAGGAUCAACUUCAAUAUACUAAAGAUACACUUAACUCAUCUGGUUAUGGAAGUGCACCAUCAUCAUCGCGUGUUCGUUUUGCUGAUCGCCUUCCUCUCAAAUUAGAGGGUAAAAAAGUUAGAAGAAAUCUUUUUGGUAAAUCAAAAGAAGAUGAUAAUAGUAAAGAGGGACUCUCUUCUAUUGGAGGUACAUAUCCUAAAGAUCAAGAAGAAACUAAAACUGAUAUUGUUCUUACAAAUAAAGAAAUGAAUGAAGUGCCAAUUGAUUAUAUGGUUAGUGUCUAUCACAGUGGUCAGUCUGUUAAUAAUAGAAAGAAAAAGUAUACAUGUUGUGGAUCUAUUAAUAGUAAUAAUAAUAAAAAAAAUAUUAUUAAAAAAGAUGAUAUCUCUGAACCAAUUAGGCUUACUGAAGAUGUUGAAAAAUAUCCUCUAAGAUAUAAAGUUGAUGUUUACCAUUCUGGUAGAAGAAAUACACAAAAAUAUGGUAUUAAUAAAAAUAAGAAAAACUUUAAAAGACUUACUCAUGAAGGACCUACGGAAAUAGUUAAAAGAGAUAAAGUUGAUUUAACAUUUUAUCCUCAUGAUACAUCAGAACAUCCAGUCAAAGAAAGAUUAGAAAAAAAUUAUGAAUUAGAAUGUGAACCAUUAAGAAAGUAUGCCUCAAAAUAUCAUUCUGGUUUAUCAGUUAUGUCAAAGAAGGAAGCUAAAGAACAAAAAAAAAUUGCUAAAAGAGAUAGACUUUUGAUUCAUGAAUCAACUCCUUCAAGAACAACAAAAUCUAGUUGUGCUAAAUGUAAUUGUAUUGGAAAUCAACUGCCAAGUGGAAGUAAGAAAAAAACUAAGUUUGAUGAUGAUGAUUUUUAUGGAUUAUCCAAAGAACCGUAUGAAGGACCAUUGUCUAUGGAAUGUAAAAAAGAGGAAUUUAAAGGAGAACCAUUAAAAAAUGUUUGUGAUUCAUAUGAAAUACCUAAAUACAAACCUGCAAACAAAAAACGUUCUAAUGUCUUAACAUGUGUCAAACCACAAAAAAGAAUGAAAAAAGAUGAUGAGUACAUUAAAAAAGAUAGUUUACCAGAAACAGAAGAAAAACAUCACAUUGUAAAAAAAAUGUUGAAAGAGAAAGAUUAUCCUGUUGAAGUAACCAAAAAAAAAAUUGAGUAUAUUGAAAAAAUUGAGGAAAGACCAAUUAUUGAAUAUGAUGUUGCAAAGACUGUUAUUGAUACGGAAAAAGAUUGGUCCCUGAAAGUUGGAGAUGGAAAGGAAACUGGUAUAAAAAAAACAACACGUACUUUAAAGACACUUCUACCACAACAUACUUCUAUUCCACAUAGUUCAAAAGAUAAUAUUUACGAUCUCUGUUUUGAUACAUAUGAUGGUCCAUUGGAAGUUGUUGAAAAGAAAGGAGAAAUUGAUACUACUCCACUUGAUAGUCAUGUUCAAGUUUAUAAAAUUCCAACAUAUACAACAAAAAAGACUAGGAAAAAAGUAAAUGAAAUCAGUACGACAUCAGAAAAUUUAGAUCAAGAGCAUCAACAUGACAUUCCAUCUUCUUCAAAUGUAAAAGAAACAAAAACCAUUUCAAAUAUUUAUAAUUUAAAUACUGAACCAUAUGAGGGUAAAGUUGAAAUAAUAAAUAAGAGUAGUGAUUUAGAAAUAACACCUAUUAAUGAACAUGUUCCAAAUUAUGAUAUACUUAUUAAUUUACCACAAGAUGAAAAGAAAUUUGAUGAUCAAGGUAUUCAACCUGCCACUCAAAAAAUUAUUAAAGAAACUAUCUUAUUGACGCAAAAAUCUGACACUGAAAAACCAAUAACUGUUUCAACUAAAGAAGUUGCCUUUGCUACAGAUAAUAUUGAUAUUUCAAAUAAAAAAGAAAAAACAAAUUCCUUGACAAGAUUUAUUGGUAGAUUUAAUAAAAAAGAUAAUGAAAUAGGAAAAAAAAAACAAGGAACUAUUUUAUCUGAUCAUGACAGUGGUGUUGAUGAUAUAUUAAGUGGAACAGAAGCUGGAACACUUUCAAGAAAAGAUAAUCAAAAAGAAAUUAAAAAAGAACAAAAGAAGAAAAAAAAUAAUUUAUUAUGUAGUAGCACUGGUAAAAAAGGAUCUAUGGCAUAUCUUCCAAUUCAACAUACUCAUCAUGCUCCAAUUGAUAAAGGUUAUCCAAUGAAAGAAGAACCUUAUACUGGAGAACUUGAAUCUUUCAAUAAAAUUAACGAAUUGCCUUCAGAAUCUUUAAGAAAUUCUGUACAAGUAUAUCAUUCUGGUCUUUCAGAUACCAAACCAAGUUGGAAUAGUCGGUUUGUGAUAUUUAGUAGAACAAAACAUGAAGGUGUAGAAGAAAUUAUUGAUAAAAAUGAAAUUAAUAAAGAUCCAUAUCAACUUUUAAACACUCAACCAUAUGAUGGUCCAUUAGAAAAAAUAACCCAUGAUCAAGAAAUAUCAACAGAACCAAUAAAGCAUUAUUCAAAAGUAUAUCAUCAUGGACAAAGUAUUAGUAUUGGCACAAAGAAAAAAGGAAAAAGUAAAAAAAAUAACAAAAAACAUGAUUCAAUACUUAUUGAUUCAGAGGAAGAAGAUUACCAACUUAAAGACAAAACAUCUUCUUUAAGUAGAUUUAUGGGAUUCUUUAAUCGUCGUGGAGGUAAAUCAAGUAAUGAUGAUGCAAUAAAUGCUGGAAUAACUACUGAAAAUGAUUCAGGAAUGGAUGCAUCUAACAGUUCGGCAGAGGUACCAACAAAAUACAGUUUAGAAAGUUAUGAUAAAAAAAAUAAAAAUAAAACAAGUAAAUAUAUUCUUAAUACAGAACCAUUCCUUGGCACUUACAAUAAUACAAUCAAAGUUAAUGAAUUACAAAUGGAACCACUAAAAGAUUCUGUUAAAGUUUAUCAUUCAGGGCAAAGUGUUUCUACUAUUAAAAAUAGAAGGUAUAUUUUAAAUGAUCAAACUACUGAAAGUGAUACUGAAGAUGAAAAAAGAAAUGGUCGUUCAAACACCCUAACGCGUAUUAUUGGAAAAUUCCAUAUGCCUAAAAAACAUAAUGGAUUAAAUACUUUAGAUGGUGGAUAUCCAAAAAUAUCUCAAAAAUAUGAAGGUGAAUAUGAAACGAUCAACAGAAUUGAUGAAGUUAAGAAAAUUCCUUUAACGCAAGAAGUUCAACUUUAUAAUAUCCCAAAAUAUCAAGCUAAAAUUGAAAAGAAAAUUGAUGAGCCAUCAUGUAGUUACUGUGCUCCAGUUGGUAGAAAACAAUCAUUAAAUGUUUAUGACAAAAACGAAGAAUUGACAAAUGAAGAAGAUAAUAAUUUAAAUUUACAUAAAGAUCAGAAAUCUUCUAUUGGAGUGUCGGAAGAUCAAAUUGAAUCUAAAGAAUUUGCUGAAGAUGAAAUUACAGCGACUGUCAUGAUUCCAGAACAUAUGGUAAAUGAUGACUUUAAAGUAUCAGUACCUGAAAAUGUUUUAGAAGAAUUUGAAAAUGAUAAAAAUAUAAAAGCCCACAUUUUAAUUAAUAAAGAUAAUAACUUAGAAGUAAAAAAUAAAAAAACAAAUGUUUCUUGUUUUGGAAAAACAAAAGAUAAGCCAAUAAAUUUAGAUAUCUAUCCACAAAAAGAAAAAUAUGAUGGACCAGUUUAUGAUGUUAAAACUUCUGAAUCAUUACCGAAAACAAAACUUGAAGAUUUUGUUGACUUGUAUCCCAUUCCAAAAUAUAAAAAUAAAUCUAGUACCGGUAAAAAAUGUGGAGCUUUCAAUUGUGUUAAAGGAAAUAAUACAAAUAAAAAAAUAGAAGAAAGUGAUAACAAUUUAUAUUUAAGUAAAACUUCUUAUGAAAAACCAGAAAUUGAAUCUCAAAUAAAAGUAAAGACAGGGGUAGAUAUUGAAAGUAGGAAACCAGAACUUGAAGCUUUCUAUGAAAUGCCUACUAAAGAAAAAGAAAUUGACAUAACAACACCAAAUAUUGAAGUGCCAAAAACAGAAAUAAAAGUUAAGAAACAAAAAGUUAAAGAAUUAAAAUGUACAACAUUAAAUUGUGCAAAAAAAUCACCAGAACAUAAAAUUGAAAGUACCUACGAAACCUCACAAAAAGAAUUUAAUAUUUCAAACGAACACUAUACAAAUAAUGAACAUGAAGAUAUGUAUAUGAAAAUAUUAGUACCUGAAACGUUGGAACCAGGAAAUGUCAAGAUUUCUGUACCAGAUUCUUCUUUUAAUAACAUAGAAGGAGAUAUCAAAGCUCAUAUAGUCAUCGAUGAGCCAGAAAUCGAAAAACCUACGACUACUUUUAAAUCAAAAAAGAAUGGACUUGCUUGUGUUUCAUGUUUCAGUAAUGAAAAUGAUGCAGAUAAAAAUUCAAUAAACAUACAACACGAAAUAAAGACAUCUAAAGAUGAAAUUCAACUUGAAACAACAACAACUGAAUUUGAAGUAGAAACAGAAAAAUUAAAAUUAAAGAAAUUUAAUUGUGCACAAUUAAAUUGUGCCAAAGAAAAACCUGAAGUUGAAAUUGGCACUUCAAACAAAAAUUAUUCUAAAAAAAUAAAUUAUAAUUUAGAUACAGAAGAAAUAGAAACUAAUAAGAGUAUUGAACUGGAGGUUGAAAUACCUUCUGCAAACAUAAAUAUUGAUAAUCCAGAAGGUAAAAUUGAAUUACCAGAAAUAAAUUUAAAACAAAAUGAAUUCAAUAACGAUAAAAAAUUAGAUAAAAUAAACUUCUUAGAUUGUGCACAAUUAAAAUGUAUUAAAAAAUUACCUGAAGCAAAUUAUGAUGCUUCAUAUGAACAUUCCCCUAAAAAAAUAAACGUCCAGUUAGAACCACUGGAAACAGAAAUUCAUAAUAAUAUAAAACUUGAAACAAAUAUACCAACCGAACACAUAAAUAUUGAAUCUCCAAAAGUAAAACUUGAAACAUCAAAUAUAGAAAUUGUUAAACCAAAAAUUGAUACAAGCAUUAAGAAAACAAAAUCUUCUAAAUGUGCACAAUUGAAAUGUUUAAAAACAUCACCUGAAGCAAAAUAUGAUGCUUCAUAUGAACUUUCUCCUAAAAAAACAAAUAUUCCAAUAGAAUCAUAUGAUAUAGAUCAUGAAGAAGACAUUGAAAUGAAAGUUUUGAUUCCUGAGCAUUUAGCAGAAGGUGAUAUUAGAAUAUCAAUACCAGAAAAUUCAAUGCAAUUACCAGAAGAAGAGUUAAAAGCGCAUAUUAAAAUUGAAGAAACUAAAUUACCUUUGCUUAAAGAAAAAUUCAAACCCAAAAAAACCAAAUUUCCGAAUUUAUCAUGUAUAAAAAAUAAAAAAAGAAAAUAUCCAACAAACCUUGAAGCAUAUCCAAAACAAGUAGCAUAUGAAGGAACAAUAAAUGAAUUGAAAUCAGAACCGUUACUGAGCACAUGUAAAUUAGAUCAGCAUGUAAAUCUAUAUCCAAUUCCGAAAUACAAAAUUAUAAAUCAAAAAACAAAAAGAUGUAACUUUAUUAACUGUGCUAGAAAUAUGAAAAAAACAGAUCAUGAAAUUGCUUAUACAAAAUCAAAUAUUACAAAUGCAAAGAGUGAUAUAGCCAUAAAUGUUGACAAGCCAGAUAUAAAUGUUGAUGUUCCUGAAAUAACAGCAGAAGCUGAUUUGAAAAAACCAGAAAUUGAUGUUAAGAAACCAAAAAUAAAAGGACCAAGAUGUGCUCCAUUACAAUGCUUUGGAAAGAAACCAAAACAUGAACUCGAAGCUUCAUAUGACAUUCCUUCUAAAGAUCUCAAAGUAGAAGUUGAAAAACCAGAGAUGGAACUUGAUAUUGAGAAACCAGCUGUAAACGUAGAUGUUCCUGAAAUAACAGCCGAAGCAAAAUUGAAAAAACCUGAAAUUGAUGUUAAGAAACCAAAAAUAAAAGGGCCAAGAUGUGCUCCAUUACAAUGCUUUGGAAAGAAACCAAAGCAUGAACUUGAAGCUUCAUAUGACAUUCCUUCUAAAGAUCUUAAAAUAGAAGUUGAAAGACCAGAUAUGGAACUUGAUAUUGAGAAACCAGAGAUAGACGUUGAUGUUCCUGAAAUAAUAGCUGAAGCUAAAUUAAAGAAACCAGAAAUUAAUGUUAAGAAACCAAAAAUAAAAGGGCCAAGAUGUGCUCCACUACAAUGCUUUGGAAAGAAACCAAAGCAUGAAAUUGAAGCUUCAUAUGACAUUCCAUCUAAAGAUCUAAAAAUAGAAGUUGAAAAACCAGAGAUAGAAGUUGAUAUUGAGAAACCAGCUGUAAACGUUGAUGUUCCUGAAAUAACAGCUGAAGCAAAAUUAAAGAAACCAGAAAUUGAUGUUAAGAAACCAAAAAUAAAAGGGCCAAGAUGUGCUCCAUUACAAUGCUUUGGAAAGAAACCAAAGCAUGAACUUGAAGCUUCAUAUGACAUUCCUUCUAAAGAUCUUAAAAUAGAAGUUGAAAGACCAGAUAUGGAACUUGAUAUUGAGAAACCAGAGAUAGACGUUGAUGUUCCUGAAAUAAUAGCUGAAGCUAAAUUAAAGAAACCAGAAAUUAAUGUUAAGAAACCAAAAAUAAAAGGACCAAGAUGUGCUCCAUUACAAUGCUUUGGAAAGAAACCAAAGCAUGAACUUGAAGCUUCAUAUGACAUUCCAUCUAAAGAUCUUAAAAUGGAAGUUGAAAAACCAGAGAUAGAAGUUGAUAUUGAGAAACCUGAGAUGGAACUUGAUAUUGAGAAACCAUCUAUAAAAGUUGAUGUUCCUGAAAUAACAGCCGAAGCAAAAUUGAAAAAACCUGAAAUUGAAUUAAAGAAACCUAAAAUAAAAGGCCCAAGAUGUGCUCCAUUACAAUGUUUUGGAAAGAAACCAAAGCAUGAACUUAAAGCUUCAUAUGACAUUCCUUCUAAAGAUCUAAAAAUAGAAGUUGAAAGACCAGAUAUGGAACUUGAUAUUGAGAAAACAGCAGUAAACGUAGAUGUUCCUGAAAUAACAGCCGAAGCAAAAUUGAAAAAAGCAGAAAUUGAUGUUAAGAAACCAAAAAUAAAAGGACCAAGAUGUGCUCCAUUACAAUGCUUUGGAAAGAAACCAAAGCAUGAACUUGAAGCUUCAUAUGACAUACCUUCUAAAGAUCUUAAAAUAGAAGUUGAAAAACCAGAGAUAGAAGUUGAUAUUGAGAAACCAGAGAUGGAACUUGAUAUUGAGAAACCAUCUAUAAAAGUUGAUGUUCCUGAAAUAACAGCCGAAGCAAAAUUAAAAAAACCAGAAAUUGAUGUUAAGAAACCUAAAAUAAAAGGGCCAAGAUGUGCUCCAUUACAAUGCUUUGGAAAGAAACCAAAGCAUAAACUUGAAGCUUCAUAUGACAUUCCUUCUAAAGAUCUAAAAAUAGAAGUUGAAAAACCAGAGAUAGAAGUUGAUAUUGAGAAACCAGCUGUAAACGUUGAUGUUUCUGAAAUAACAGCUGAAGCUAAAUUAAAGAAACCAGAAAUUAAUGUUAAGAAACCAAAAAUAAAAGGGCCAAGAUGUGCUCCACUACAAUGCUUUGGAAAGAAACCAAAGCAUGAACUCGAUGCUUCAUAUGACAUUCCUUCUAAAGAUCUUAAAAUAGAAGUUGAAAAACCAGAUAUAGGAGUUGAUAUUGAGAAACCAGAGAUGGAACUUGAUAUUGAGAAACCAUCUAUAAAAGUUGAUGUUCCUGAAAUAACAGCUGAAGCAAAAAUGAAAAAACCUGAAAUUGAAUUAAAGAAACCUAAAAUAAAAGGACCAAGAUGUGCUCCAUUACAAUGUUUUGGAAAGAAACCAAAGCAUGAACUUGAAGCUUCAUAUGACAUUCCUUCUAAAGAUCUUAAAAUAGAAGUUGAAAGACCAGAUAUGGAACUUGAUAUUGAGAAACCAGAGAUAGACGUUGAUGUUCCUGAAAUAAUAGCUGAAGCUAAAUUAAAGAAACCAGAAAUUAAUGUUAAGAAGCCAAAAAUAAAAGGGCCAAGAUGUGCUCCACUACAAUGCUUUGGAAAGAAACCAAAGCAUGAACUCGAUGCUUCAUAUGACAUACCUUCUAAAGAUCUUAAAAUAGAAGUUGAAAGACCAGAGAUGGAACUUGAUAUUGAGAAACCAGCUGUAAACGUAGAUGUUCCUGAAAUAACAGCCGAAGCAAAAUUGAAAAAACCAGAAAUUGAUGUUAAGAAACCAAAAAUAAAAGGAUCAAGAUGUGCUCCAUUACAAUGCUUUGGAAAGAAACCAAAGCAUGAAUUUGAAGCUUCAUAUGACAUACCUUCUAAAGAACUUAAAAUAGAAGUUGAAAGACCAGAAAUGGAACUUGAUAUUGAGAAACCAGCUAUAAACGUUGAUGUUCCUGAAAUAACAGCCGAAGCAAAAUUGAAAAAACCAGAAAUUGAUGUUAAGAAACCAAAAAUAAAAGGACCAAGAUGUGCUCCAUUACAAUGCUUUGGAAAGAAACCAAAGCAUGAACUUGAAGCUUCAUAUGACAUACCUUCUAAAGAUCUUAAAAUAGAAGUUGAAAGACCAGAGAUGGAACUUGAUAUUGAGAAACCAGCUGUAAACGUAGAUGUUCCUGAAAUAACAGCUGAAGCAAAAUUGAAAAAACCAGAAAUUGAUGUUAAGAAACCAAAAAUAAAAGGACCAAGAUGUGCUCCACUACAAUGCUUUGGAAAGAAACCAAAGCAUGAACUUGAUGCUUCAUAUGACAUUCCUUCUAAAGAUCUUAAAAUAGAAGUUGAAAAACCAGAGAUGGAACUUGAUAUUGAGAAACCAGAGAUGGAACUUGAUAUUGAGAAACCAGCUGUAAACGUUGAUGUCCCUGAAAUAACAGCUGAAGCUAAAUUAAAGAAACCAGAAAUUGAUGUUAAGAAACCAAAAAUAAAAGGACCAAGAUGUGCUCCAUUACAAUGCUUUGGAAAGAAACCAAAGCAUGAACUUGAUGCUUCAUAUGACAUUCCUUCUAAAGAUCUUAAAAUAGAAGUUGAAAAACCAGAGAUAGGAGUUGAUAUUGAGAAACCAGAGAUGGAACUUGAUAUUGAGAAACCAUCUAUAAAAGUUGAUGUUCCUGAAAUUACUGCUGAAGCAAAAUUGAAAAAACCUGAAAUUGAAGUAAAGAAACCUAAAAUAAAAGGCCCAAGAUGUGCUCCAUUACAAUGUUUUGGAAAGAAACCAAAGCAUGAACUUGAAGCUUCAUAUGACAUUCCAUCUAAAGAUCUUAAAAUAGAAGUUGAAACACCAGAUAUGGAACUUGAUAUUGAGAAACCAGCUGUAAACGUAGAUGUUCCUGAAAUAACAGCCGAAGCAAAAUUGAAAAAACCUGAAAUUGAUGUUAAGAAACCAAAAAUAAAAGGGCCAAGAUGUGCUCCACUACAAUGCUUUGGAAAGAAACCAAAGCAUGAACUUGAAGCUUCAUAUGAUAUUCCUUCUAAAGAUCUUAAAAUAGAAGUUGAAAAACCAGAGAUAGGAGUUGAUAUUGAGAAACCAGAGAUGGAACUUGAUAUUGAGAAACCAUCUAUAAAAGUUGAUGUUCCUGAAAUAACAGCCGAAGCAAAAUUGAAAAAACCAGAAAUUGAUGUUAAGAAACCAAAAAUAAAAGGACCAAGAUGUGCUCCAUUACAAUGCUUUGGAAAGAAACCAAAGCAUGAACUUGAAGCUUCAUAUGACAUACCUUCUAAAGAUCUUAAAAUAGAAGUUGAAAAACCAGAGAUGGAACUUGAUAUUGAGAAACCAGCUGUAAACGUUGAUGUUCCUGAAAUAACAGCUGAAGCAAAAUUGAAAAAACCAGAAAUUGAUGUUAAGAAACCAAAAAUAAAAGGGCCAAGAUGUGCUCCACUACAAUGCUUUGGAAAGAAACCAAAGCAUGAACUUGAUGCUUCAUAUGACAUUCCUUCUAAAGAUCUUAAAAUAGAAGUUGAAAAACCAGAGAUGGAACUUGAUAUUGAGAAACCAGAGAUAGACGUUGAUAUUGAGAAACCAUCUAUAAAAGUUGAUGUUCCUGAAAUUACUGCUGAAGCAAAAUUGAAAAAACCUGAAAUUGAUGUUAAGAAACCUAAAAUAAAAGGGCCAAGAUGUGCUCCAUUACAAUGCUUUGGAAAGAAACCAAAGCAUAAACUUGAAGCUUCAUAUGACAUUCCAUCUAAAGAUCUUAAAAUGGAAGUUGAAAAACCAGAGAUAGAGGUUGAUAUUGAGAAACCAGCUGUAAACGUUGAUGUUCCUGAAUUAACAGCUGAAGCUAAAUUAAAGAAACCAGAAAUUGAUGUUAAGAAACCAAAAAUAAAAGGGCCAAGAUGUGCUCCAUUACAAUGUUUUGGAAAGAAACCUAAAUGUGAACUAGAAGAAUCUUAUGAUAUUAUAACAAAACAAAUUAAAUCUGGUUGUUUGACAAAUGAAAUCGAGGAAGGUAAUAUUCAAGUAAAUGUUUUAAUUCCUGAGCAUCUUCAAGGCGAAAAUCUUAAAUUAAAUGUUCCUGAAAAUGCUUUGGAGUUGGAUGAAGGAAAUGUUAAAGGUUAUUUAUGUAUUGAAGAUAAAAAUUAUUCACAACCAAUUGACAAAAAAACAUUAAAAAAAUCAUUUAAAUUUAAUAAAUCACUUUAUUGCUUUAAUAAUAAAAAAGAAGAUAAUGAAAUUAAUGUUAAAGACCUAAAAAAAGUUUAUGAAAGUCAUUAUCCAUCAAUGUUAACUUCAAAUGAAAAUGAACUUAAAAAUACAUAUAAAAAUAAAGAAUUAGAAACACAGAUUAUUGGUGAUUAUGUUCAAGUUUAUCAACCUCCAAAAUAUAAGCCAUUAAACAAAAAAAAUACAAUUAGUUGUGGUCUUGGUUCAUGUAUGUCUAGAGGAAAAACUCCUGUUGUUAAUGAAAAGUUUGAUAAUAUUGAAGAUGGUGAAAUAAAACGUGAAGUUUCUCCUUCUUGGAAAACUAUUAGUGAAAAUUUAGUUAAACAAACCGGUGAAGCAUAUUAUCCAAAUGAAAAACUUGAUAUAAAUAACUAUCCUAUUUCUGAAGAAUGGAAAGGGGAUAUUGAUACUACAGUACAUGCACCUGAAUUAAAAACAGAACCAAUAAAAUCUCAUUGCAAUUUAUAUAAUGUUCCCAAAUAUAAUUCGUUAUCAUCAGUUCAAGUUAACAUACCUAAACACAAACAACAUUUUGGAUUUGAAUAUAAAGCAGAAGGUCCUGAUAUAGUUGUAGAAUCUAGAGAUGAAAGUGAUGAUCGUUUAGUAACUCCAUUUUCUACACCAAUCAAUACUCCAGUUGAUUUUGAAAUGAAUGUAAAUGAGCCUGUUAUUGAAGUUGAACAAAAAUUAGGAAAAGAAACUGAAUUUGAUUAUACUCUUCCUCAAAUUAAUGUAAAUAAAAUUGAAACAUCUUCUAAAAUUCAAGUUCCAUCGCUUCAAGUUGAUGAAUAUAAUGAAUCAGUUUCAGAAAACAAUGAUCAUGAAAAACAUAGAAUGAGUGUUGAAUCAUUAAAAUUUGUUCAUGAUUUAGAAGAAAAGCUUAAUCUUCAUGUAUCUAUUAAUGAAAAUAUUGAAAAACCAAUAUUGGAACAAAUUAAUGAUGGUCAAGUUGAUAUUGUUUUACCUCCACCACCAACAUCUAUUAAUGAACCAGAAGAAGAACCACUUAUUACAAAGUUAAAAUCUUUACCACAUAUGUCAUCAACUGAUAAAAAUAUAAAACAUAAAAAUGAUAAAGAAAAAAUAUAUUUAGAAGACAUGCAUAUUAAAAAUAAAAAAGUUAAACAAAAGAAAAAUAAAAAACAUUUAACAGAUGGAGGAGAUUCUGGUAUUAGUACAGAUGAUGAUAAUGAUGGUUUAUCAUCAAAGAAAAAUAUUUAUAAUAAUUUUUCAUGUAUUCCAUUUAUGUGUAAUGGUAAUAAAAACAAACGCCUUGAAUCACCAUAUGUUAAAACAACUUCUGGAAAGCCUCAACCAUUUGGUAUAAGUACAAAAAAAUUUAGCGGGGAUUACACUUUAAUACAACCAAUUAAUGAAUUGGAAAAAAAUUUAUUAUCAGAACAUGUAUCUAAAUAUCAUUCUGGAGAUUCAUAUGUUAAACAAAAAACACAUUUUCAUCUAUUACCAUCAUGUAUUAAAAAACAAGAUUCAUUAAAAAGAAAGAAUAAAUCAAAUAAUGAUAAAACUUUACUAGAUGAAAAGAGUAACAAUGAGUUAGAUGUAUUAGAAUAUCAGCGAGUAACUGAUACUUCAAAAACUUUAACAUCAAUGUUUACUACUACUGAUCCAUUGACUGGUGAUCUCAAUUGUUAUCUUAGUAUUUCACUUCACCAAAAGAUGGACUGUGAAUGUAAAGCUUUCUUUUGUCGUACUGAUAAUGAAGAGGUUGGUGCUUGUUGUAAGAGUUGCGCGUACUCUAAAUGUUACCAAACAUUAUCAGCUACUAUUAACAUGAAUAAUUUAGUAAAAGAUGUUCCUGAUAUUACAAUUUCUCAACCAACAAAACCGUCUUUACUUUCAAUAUUAAAGAAACCAUUUAAAGGAAAUUCUAAAAAUGAAAAGGACGAGAAUUAUAAAAAGAUAUCGAAAAAGAAUAAAACUUCCCACUACUCUUCUGAUUCUUCAUCCAAUUCAACAGACAUAAAAGAAAAAGAGGAGGAGAAGGAAAGUGAUAUAAUUGAUGCAAUAGUGCCAACGAAUGACCAAUCUAAGCUAAAUUCUCAGAAUUCUGCAGCUAACAUGGUUUUGAAUAACUCUAACAAUGUCUCAUUAAACAAACCACCAAUGAAUAGUAAUUCUACUGGUAUACCUCAGAAUAACAUGAGAAGCAGUGUUUUAAAUGGCACUGUUAGUUUGGAGCAAAGUUCUGGCCCUUAUAGGGAAGCAGAACCUUCAGACGGCGAGGUCAUUCGUGAAGAAAGAAUUGAACAUGUGUAUAAAUUAAGGGGCACUGGUAACGCUCCAACAAUUGAUCCCUCUGACAUGUCUCUCAGUGCUACAUUAGCGAAGUGUGUUGAAGAGAAUUCUUCUUUACCAAGAGUUACUAUGGUUUGUAAAGAUGUGCAUGUUAAAGAUUAUGGAAUUUUGGAACCAUAUAUUACGGAGGAAUCUAAUCUACCACACACAACAAUUCAAUCAUGGCAAGAAACUGAUGUUGGUCCAGAUACCAUUUUUACAGAAACAGAUCCUUCCGGAAAAAUAACAAAGAAAACAAUUAAGACACAGCAAACGAAGCAUACAAUUCAAAAACAGUCUUAUCAAACAUUUAAUGUUGAUGAUAAUACAAUUAUGCCUCAAAAUAAUACAAUUGAUAAGACAAUAAAAAUUACUACACCUCGAAUAAGUAGUGGUACUAAAGGUCCCGUUUUAGAAACACGUACAAGAACAGUUGCUUAUGAAUGCCAUCCAGAAGAAGCUUUAAUUACAAAGGAUGGUGAUAUACCAGGAGAAUUUGUCUCCUCAAAAACUGUAUCUACUGGCAAUAAGACAAUUGAAACAAUUACAUAUAAAACUGAGAAAGAUGGAAUUGUAGAAACUCGUGUAGAACAUAAAGUAACAAUUCAUUCUGAUGAUAAAGUAGACCAUGAUGCUGAAUUAUCACAAGCUCUCUUGGAUGUAACAUCCAUGGAUCCAGAUAUGACAGUUGAAAAAAUUGAAGUUAAACAAGAAACACAAAAUUAA